Molecule: messenger RNA, 687 nt
Organism: Paramuricea clavata
Lineage: Eukaryota; Metazoa; Cnidaria; Anthozoa; Malacalcyonacea; Plexauridae
Source: the annotation of a GenBank genome assembly
AUGCCUGAAACUAGACAAGCAACAGCUUCUCAGUCAGCCGAGCUUCGAACCGACAUGAGGGAAACAAUGCGAAGUGAACUAAACGACUUUUUUCGGUCGAGUGAAUUUAAAGAAAUCUUAUCCAAAGCAGUGUCUACUCUCGUUGAAGAAUCUGUCCAACAAGCCACAAAACCUCUUUUGGAAAAGAUAGAAGCAUUGGAAGCAGAACUAACAAAUGUCCGUGUUCAAGCAAACGAAAACGAGCAAUAUUCCCGAAAGUAUAAUUUAAGAAUCGUUGGUCUGAAUGAAAACGAUGGCGAGAAUUGCGUUGGAGAAGUAAUUAAGCUCUGUAAAGAAAAGUUGAACGUUAAUGUGGACGAGAGGGAUAUCGAUCGUGCACAUCGUCUUGGUCCGAAAGCGCUUAGCGGGAGAUCAAGAACUGUAAUUGUAAAGUUUAAAUCGUAUGGUGCAAAGGCGGAAAUCUGUAGGCAACGCAAACUUUUGAAAGGUACACAAUACUAUAUUAACGAAGAUUUAACUAAGUUCAAUAUUGAAUUGCUUAAUUAUGCCCGUGAUCAGAAAAGUUUUAUUAAAUCAGCUUGGUCUGCAGAUGGAAAGAUUUUAGUACGCAACUUGGAUGAUAAAAUUACUCGAAUUUGUCAAUUCAAUGAUUUCUUGAAGUUUAACCUAACCGAUCCAUCUUACUGA